GGAAAGGAGUAUAGGCGACAGUCGUUAUCUGAAUUUUAGGUAAGGAUUCCUCGUCAGCCCACCAACCCACUCACACUUGACAACACCACCACCACCACCACCACCACUCACAGAUCCAACAACUCCAUCCUUCCAACAAACCCAAAAUAUGGCCAUGGCUCUUGCCCUUCGACGACUCUCUUCUUCACACCGUCUCUCCAAUCGAUCUUCCCUCAAAUACUUGUCUUCGUUGCCGAAUCCAGUUGCACGUGACAUCGAAGAUUCACGUGUCAAGUGGACAAAGCAAUUGAAUGCUCCAUUGGAAGAAAUUGAUCCCGAAAUUGCGGAUAUCAUUGAACUCGAAAAAGCUAGGCAAUGGAAGGGAUUCGAGCUUAUACCUUCAGAGAAUUUCACUUCGCUGUCGGUGAUGCAAGCUGUUGGCUCAGUGAUGACCAACAAAUAUAGUGAAGGUUAUCCUGGUGCUAGAUAUUAUGGAGGAAAUGAGUACAUUGAUAUGGCCGAGAGAUUGUGUCAGAAGCGUGCUUUGGAGGCUUUUAAUUUGGAUCCUUCAAAAUGGGGAGUCAAUGUGCAGUCACUAUCUGGAUCGCCUGCUAACUUUCAAGUUUAUACUGCACUGCUGAAACCUCAUGAGAGAAUCAUGGCUCUAGAUCUACCUCAUGGUGGACAUCUUUCACAUGGUUAUCAGACCGAUACAAAGAAGAUUUCUGCUGUGUCCAUAUUUUUUGAGACAAUGCCAUACAGAUUAGAUGAAAGCACAGGCUAUAUCGACUAUGAGCAAAUGGAGAAAAGUGCUGUUCUCUUUAGGCCAAAACUAAUUGUAGCAGGUGCAAGUGCCUAUGCUCGAGUAUAUGAUUAUGCUCGUAUGCGCAAGGUUUGUGACAAACAAAAAGCUAUUUUAUUAGCCGACAUGGCACAUAUCAGCGGGUUGGUUGCUGCUGGUGUUGUACCGUCUCCUUUUGAAUAUGCAGAUGUUGUGACUACCACGACACAUAAGUCACUACGUGGUCCACGUGGAGCAAUGAUUUUUUUCAGGAAGGGGCUAAAAGAGAUCAACAAAAAAGGAGAAGAAGUUAUGUAUGACUUUGAAGACAAAAUCAAUCAAGCUGUGUUCCCAGGGCUUCAAGGGGGUCCACACAAUCAUACCAUUGCUGGUUUAGCCGUUGCAUUGAAACAGGCUACAACUCCAGAAUAUAAAGCAUAUCAAGAACAAGUUCUUGCCAAUUGCAAAAGAUUUUCACAGAGCUUGAUAGAGAGGGGAUACUCUCUUGUAUCCGGUGGAACCGAUAACCAUUUGGUUUUGGUAAAUUUAAGAGACAAGGGUAUUGAUGGGUCAAGAGUUGAAAAGGUUAUGGAGUUGGCUCAUAUUGCUGCCAACAAAAACACUGUUCCCGGUGAUGUGUCUGCCAUGGUACCUGGUGGUAUACGUAUGGGAACUCCUGCUCUAACAUCUAGGGGAUUUCUUGAGGAAGAUUUUGUCAAAGUUGCCGAGUUAUUUGAUGCCUCAGUCAAGUUGGCCUUGAAAAUUAAGGCUGCUUCUUCAGGAACCAAGCUGAAGGAUUUCGUUGCAACUAUGAAUGGAGAUGAGAAAUUUCAAUCUGAAAUUAAAAAGAUCCGGGGUGAGGUUGAGGAGUAUGCUAAACAGUUCCCUACAAUUGGGUUUGAGAAGGAAACAAUGAAGUACAAAAACUGAAAAAGAUAAGUAUGCCACACAGAAGCCUAAACAUACUAUAAACAAUCAGGUGUCCCACGCUAGUAGCUGAAUAAAUUCUAAUGGGGUUGGUAAAAGUUUCUUUGAACUUAAUAGAGAAGCUAAGGUUCGUGGUCUAAAGUUGUGUGUUGAAGCUUGGGAGAUGCUAAGAUUCAUUCGGAAGAUUUGGCGGUCAUAUAUAGUUCCAUAUCUGUUCCAGUUUUUUGCUGAUUGUAAGUUUGUGUAACAUGGAUAUUGAUUUUUGUUCUUUCCAUCUGAUAAGCAAUGUAAUUCGUUGUAUUGGGCCAUUGGCGCA
Messenger RNA from Erigeron canadensis, 2003 nucleotides. RefSeq names its product serine hydroxymethyltransferase 2, mitochondrial-like. Gene Ontology annotation, biological process: L-serine catabolic process; folic acid metabolic process; tetrahydrofolate interconversion. Gene Ontology annotation, molecular function: pyridoxal phosphate binding; cobalt ion binding; glycine hydroxymethyltransferase activity. NCBI's taxonomy places the organism in Eukaryota, Viridiplantae, Streptophyta, Magnoliopsida, Asterales, Asteraceae. Gene Ontology annotation, cellular component: cytoplasm. The record is from RefSeq and is a predicted model, not a curated record.